UUCGAAGGCCAGAUAACAUAGUACCUGCGCACCUCACCUUGGCUAACUUUACUUAGGUACCUAGGUUUUCCGAAACUGGAAAACUAGUCCCAUUGAAAUUUGACAAUCGGUGACGCCCGCGAUCUGGCUAAUUGCCAUUGCAGUUGUCGCACUGCGUAACGAAAGAAUCGUUGCAGAGGAUAAGCGUUGCCACGUCGGCACUUCGACUCAACCCCAAGAGGUGCCGUCAAGCUCCAGGCCGCGUCGCCGAAGCCUCCGACGAAAAGCAAUUUACCGCGACAAAAAAAGUCUCGUCGCAAAAAAACCUCCCCGAGUAGGAGAAAACCGAUUGCCCAGAGUUUGUCUGAGUACCUUACACAAAGCCUUCUGCUGCCCGUGUAACGCCCUCACAAUCAUCAUCUUCAAGUCAACCAAAAAAGCCGAGUCCGAAAGCCUGCUCGCCUGCCCGCCACGACACACGGUCCGACCUACUCAAGCGCAAAGCAACAAGUAAUCGUCCUCCAAUCUUUGAACCCCGAAUCCGGACUUCUUGAUAUCCUGCUCGCCCCGGAUAUCAACGUCACCCGUCCCGUUUCCCUCAGGCGGGGGUUUCACACACCACUGUUUUACCCUCCCACAUUUUGGCGAAAGAAUCACAAACAAGACUAGACACGUCGGUCAGUCGAUAAAUCAUGGUCGGCUUCAGCGCAGCGCGGGCGCGGUCGUACGCCUUCAGGCUCCCGUUGUUCACGAGGCUGGCGGCAGUCAUCAUCGUCGCCGCCUGGGCCGUGGGCGUGCAGAGCGUCUGGGACCUCAGGGCGUGGGGUGCGCUCGUGCCGGACAAGCUUAACCUUGGGACGAUGUACCGCACCAACACGUACCCGUUCAUACACGUGAACUUCUUCCACGCCCUCAUGAACGUCAUUGCCAUAAUUCCGUUGCUGGAGAGGUUCGAGGCAGAGUACGGGACUCUGACGUCGUUGGCUCUUUUCUUUGGCCCCUUCUCAACGAUACCAGCAAUUGCAUAUGUUUUGAUCGAGAGGGGGAUACUACGAGCUAAUAACACGGUUAUGGGAGCAAGCAUAUGGGUCUUUCUUCUCCUCGGAAUGGAGGCCAUCAGAACGUACAAGACGAACCCUCACCUGGUCAUUGCAACCCACCAUGUGCCCACUUGGACCACGCCGCUGGCGCUGUGCCUAGUCGUCUCGGCGCUGGUCCCCAGCACGACCCUGCUGGGACAUUUGUGCGGGCUGGCCGUUGGCUACCUUAGCGGCUUGGGGUACCUCAAGUUCCUGUCGCCGCCGGAGAAGAUCCUGCGGUGGAUCGAGACCAAGCUAAACCUCCUGGGCCGUCUCCCCCACUACGUCAGUAUAGAUCAGAAGACGUACGGCAGGUUCGGAGUGCUGCCGUCGGCGAGUCCCAAUCCCGGGGCCAGCCCGGCUAUAGGGCUGGUGGGGUCGACGCAGAGACUCGGAGUGUAAUGGGGAAUGUGUACAGAGGGAAGGCAAGUUGUUGGAAAGUAUUGUUCUGUAAUAAUCAUGGACUUGUAUCCCUUUCUUUUCGAAAGGGAAAAUGUUCUCAGUUGUGUGUAUAUACUUUAUUUUUAUUUCUAUUUGGGUAGCUUCGAGCUGCAGCGCCCUGGAUGCCAAGCCAGGCAAUCUUUGCAUUGGUUUUGUUCAAUUGCGUCACACUACUAAACAACGCCAGCAUAGAUGACGACCAGCUUGAGAUAUGAAAUGAUUAUAUGUGGG
Messenger RNA from Pyricularia oryzae 70-15, 1730 nucleotides. RefSeq names its product rhomboid protein 2. The record is from RefSeq and is a predicted model, not a curated record. Gene Ontology annotation, cellular component: membrane. Gene Ontology annotation, molecular function: serine-type endopeptidase activity. Lineage: Eukaryota; Fungi; Ascomycota; Sordariomycetes; Magnaporthales; Pyriculariaceae. The transcript is spliced from 5 exons. Bases 672 to 1460 code for a protein of 262 amino acids.